ACCAUGAAUUGUUUAUAAGCUGGAGAAAACUGCAAAUUUCCCUACUUUCCCAUUUAGUUCUAUGGUAAUAAAUGCAACUAGUGCGAAGUUUAUAGUAUGUUGUCGCGAAAGAGCAAGGAUAAAUCUAUAAAGGAGGGUGUUGUAGGGAAAUACGUGAAGAAAGAUACGCCGCCAGAUAUCCCAAUUAUAAAUGUGUGGACGACGGAGGAGGCGAAAAUAAAGGCGAAGGCGCGCAGGAACAGUCAGCAAUUGAAUGAAACGAAUGUCUCACAGAACUUCGCCGGAAGCAGAGGGCAGCUUCCGAAUGCUGUGUUCGCCAAUGGGAGGAAUUUGGCGGCGAAGCAAUCGACAGGCCUGGGCCACGAGGGGAAGUACACACCCAAUACUCACGUGGUGUCCAAUCUACCUCAGCGAAUGCCAGCCGGAGGGGCGCCGUCGAGUGGGGAUCUGAACAGGAACAAUUUCUCCAGCCUCUAUCAGUUGAUCCAGAGCGAGAACGACCGAAAGGCCUCCACGCAGUCCAUCUUGGGCGCCCUCGGAAAUUAUGCCAUGCAGCAGCAGCCUCAGGCGAUGAGCAGUAGCGAUACUCACGGAAACUACGUCGAGAUAGACGCUAUUGAUCAGCUCCGCCUUCAUCCGGACUACGCACAGAGUCAGCAGCAUCAGCAGCCGGUGUCCAAUUUUUCCCGUGGCUACUCGCUGAAUCAGAGUCACGGACACACGUACGACGGACAGCACAAGCUCUCGUCCAUCCCGAGAUCCUACAACAGCGACGGAUCGCCAAUCUACGAGAAUCAACCGCAACAGUCUGUGAAUAUGAGCGCUGGCGCACGCUCAGAGUCGCCCAUCUACAGCAACACUACGUCCAGCCUCUCUGUCUACUAUCAGGAUCAAAACAAUCCACCAGUGCCUGCGGUAUGUUCCCACCUGCGCUACGGAACGGUUCUACCUCAUCAAUCCAUCUACUCGAACAUACCCACGAACUCGAUUGGAUACUACGGAUCAAGCAUGGCUGUUAUUUCUGCGGACAAUCCACUCUAUUCGAACGUCAGGACGAUCGAUGUGACCAGCGGGAUGACCUACGGAGAGCAAUUCCUGCACAAUAAGCGACAUAACAUUCUGACUCAAGUCUCGUCACAGCAAACGCUCGAGGAUGAGCUUCCAUUGCCUCCUGGCUGGUCUGUUCACAACACGCUGAGAGGAAGGAAAUACUACUUUGAUCACAACGCACAAACUACUCACUGGUCGCAUCCUCUUGAGCGAGAAGGUCUUCCCAUUGGCUGGCAGAGGAUCGAAUCCCCGCAGUACGGGAUCUACUACGUGAAUCACAUCACUCGCCAAGCGCAAUACAAUCAUCCCUGCCUGACCUCGUGCUAUCUCUACACGACUGCAACUGAGGCGCCGAGGGCUGUCAUCCCGGAACCGCAGUUGGCCACUCAUGUCACCCACAGUGCGUUGGUGCCGGCGAAUCCCUAUCUACACGAGGAAAUCCCCGCAUGGCUCAUGGUGUACAUGAAGGCCGAUCCGGCGACGGACCACAAGCUCAAGUGGGACAUGUUUGCUCUGAACAAACUGGAGUGCUUCGACGGGAUGCUGAAUCGCCUGUACAAGCAGGAGCUGCAGAACAUUGUGGCGCGCUACGAGAAGUACCGCCAGGCCCUUGACUUUGAGCUGAGUCGCAGAUGAGCAGCGAUCUCUGGCAAUCUUGAUAUACUCACAGCGAGAAAUUGUGAUAACCAUAAUCCUCUGUACAUCCAAGGAACAUCACCCCAGUCAGCAUGACUCUUACAUUUUAUACACUGCAAGGACGUUUAGAGUUGCACA
This is a messenger RNA of Phlebotomus argentipes, 1824 nucleotides long. It is a transcript of the gene sav, whose product is annotated as scaffold protein salvador. The coding region runs from base 97 to 1686 and encodes 529 amino acids. Gene Ontology annotation, biological process: regulation of cell population proliferation; hippo signaling; apoptotic process. NCBI's taxonomy places the organism in Eukaryota, Metazoa, Arthropoda, Insecta, Diptera, Psychodidae. Gene Ontology annotation, molecular function: molecular adaptor activity; protein binding. The transcript is spliced from 4 exons. The record is from RefSeq and is a predicted model, not a curated record.